Guillardia theta CCMP2712 is the source of this 743-nucleotide messenger RNA. RefSeq lists its product as hypothetical. The record is from RefSeq and is a predicted model, not a curated record. Lineage: Eukaryota; Cryptophyceae; Pyrenomonadales; Geminigeraceae. The transcript is spliced from 5 exons. Bases 19 to 531 code for a protein of 170 amino acids.
GCAUCAGAGGAGAAGGUCAUGGGGAUGGAGCAGCUGACGAGCAAGAUGAAUCAGCGGCGAGCGGAGGUACUGCAAGGGCACCAUCGCUGCCUUGAGCGGGAGGGUCUUGCUCCUUCCUCCGAGGACCUCCAGUUGCUGCUGGACUACAGGAGGGGAGAAACUCUGAGACCCCAGACCUCCUCCCAUGGGCGACUUCAGCUAAAGUCCAGCAGACCCACCUGGCAGCGCAUCAUCGCCCCAUGCAAGCAGGUCGACAGCGAGACGAGAGAAGCGCUCGAGCGACUCGCCACCCCGAGAAGGCAACUGACGGCUCCCCGCACGCUCAGAAACAGCAACAGACCGGCUACGGGGCAGGCAUGGUGCAGCGCGAGGCUGGCGAGGGUGGAGGGAACGUUUUUCCGCCUCAACGCCAUCAAAGACGGAGGAAUCACUUUCACUCCAUGGCAGAUCAAGAUGGGAAGAAUCAUCUCCCUUCCCCAGAUCUCCAUGGAAGAGAUUCUGCUGGCUCGACUGAGAGGCACGAUGGAUUGACCUACUCGCUGCUACUCCUCGCCUCGACCUAAGGAGACGAGGGAGUGAAGAAGGCAGAGAGUUCGAUGGGGUUGACGUUAACGCAAGUAAGCAGACUGGCAGUGGAGCGAGCAGCAGCUUGAAGGAGGUAGAGGAGAAGGAACACGGGACUACAAGGGAAUGUGGAUAAGAUCUCGCAACUUCAUAAAAACAAUAAAUUGAAGGCAAGCAAG